Molecule: messenger RNA, 1179 nt
Organism: Canariomyces notabilis
Lineage: Eukaryota; Fungi; Ascomycota; Sordariomycetes; Sordariales; Chaetomiaceae
Exons: 4
Coding region: 1-1179 (392 amino acids)
Biological process (GO): positive regulation of transcription by RNA polymerase II; negative regulation of transcription by RNA polymerase II
Molecular function (GO): zinc ion binding; DNA-binding transcription factor activity, RNA polymerase II-specific; RNA polymerase II cis-regulatory region sequence-specific DNA binding
Source: RefSeq, a predicted model, not a curated record
AUGGAAGACGGUACACAAGCCGCGCCAGUACCACCGUCUCUGAAAUCAGAGCCAGACUCAGAGCCGAUUUCGAGACCCAGUUCGGUAUCUACACAAGACUCAGCUUCACAGAACCUUGCACACCAUCUCUCCGGAGUUGCUGCGCUUGCCACCACCAACUCUGUAGCGAGCUCUCCGCAGCAAAGACCUGUCGCGAUUGCGCCAGCAAUGUACCCGUCAGGAACAUCACCUGCGAGCACCGCACCAGCUCCCGGGGGCAAUCUGCCUACCUGCCAAAACUGUGGCACAUCGACAACGCCGCUCUGGAGGCGCGAUGAGACGGGCGCUGUUCUCUGCAAUGCGUGCGGUCUCUUCCUCAAGCUUCAUGGUCGUCCGCGGCCCAUCUCGCUCAAAACGGAUGUAAUCAAGAGCCGCAAUCGUGUCAAGACGAUGCGACCUGAUCUUGCGAAGCAGAAAAAGACUCAGCAAAACCACAACCUUGCGCAACCGGGCGAUGUGAACGGGAACGAUCUCGGCACUCCUGGUAAUGGAGUAACGGCGGCGAAUCUCGGCGCUCGUAGGACGUCACAGAAAUCCGCAAAUGGUGCAGUUGACGAUACCAAUUCUCCCAUAUCACGCACUGGGACGCCUAGUCUCUAUGGGGCACACAUCCACCCCCUAUAUCACAAUAUAGACGACCAGCUACAAGCGCAACAGCUAUCUGGCUUUCCUGGAGGGCCCGAUGGUCGCGCCCCAUCGCCUUUGAAUGGCGAGCGCUUAGACAUGCCUCAGACGCACGAGCAGCUUCUUGCAACGAAUUCAAGCUUGAAAACUCGUGUCAGCGAGCUUGAGGUCAUCCAGGAGCUUUACCGCGGGAGAAUUCAGCAACUAGAGCAGGAAGAAGCGAAUCGGCAGGCCCAAGAGAAGAACAAAUCAGAGGUUGAGAUACAACUGCGCUCGCAGCUGGAUGCCAUGAAUGAGGCGCAUGCGCAAUUGCAAAAGGAGCUGGAAGAAAGUCAUCGGAGAGAGAACAUGCUUAAGCGGCGGUUGGACGAGCUAGAGGUCGAGCUUAAGGAGGCCAAAGAAUCUCUCGAGGUGCACGAAAGCGGCCGUGCGAAGAGAUCCCGUGUUGACGAGCCUGCGGCCACCGAUGACGAUGCUGCUUCAACCUCACAGCCGGCGACGCAGCCAGUUUCAUAG